UCACCCAAUGCCGUCUAACCGAAGACCAUUGUUUCGUACAGUGCACAUGCUAAUCAGCUGCCUUCCUAGCUAAUUGAUCCGUUUGCUUCAGCCGCUAACUUUUCACUGUGCUGUGAAAACAUGUAUAUAUAUAUAACACCAAUUUCAGGCAACAAGAUUUUUUCUUGGAUUUCUGAGACUUGUGUUUUCUUGAUCUAAUCAGCUACCUACUUCUCACAAGCUUUACUUAAGCUUGUAGUAAAACGUAGCUAACAAUCGAUACCUACCACAUACCUCUACCUACUACAUAAAUAUCUAAUCCGAGCUUGUCGUUUUGCCAACGGCCUGAUAAUCACGACCUCACAAGCUCUGUGGUUCUUUGGUCUUUGGAAUUGACCCUUUAAUUCUACACCAAUUCCACAACUCACACCCUACCCACGUCGACGUCGAUCUACGUACCCCAAUUCCACCAUGUCUCCGUCUCGAGCUGAGUCACCUGCCCCACCCACCCUUGGGGGCUCUACACACCAGCGUCAACACAGCUUCGACUCCUACUUCUCAGACAACUCCGACAAAUCAGACAAAGAAAAGGUCAUUAUUUGCUCUCCCCUCUCGCAACUCCUCACCAGUUGCUUCAAGUCUAACAUUCCACAGACUACACAUGGAAGUAGCCGAUUCGACUACCGCCGAGCAUUCACCCACCAUCAUCAUUCGUCGGACAAACAGACCAACCCGCCCUCGAAACCGCAUUCCCCCACGGUGAAUGUGUACACCCACUGUGGUCGUCACACCGACCAAUACCUCCUUGGCGGGUGGUCCAACCUCAUCAAGGGCCCCUUCAAGAGAGAGAAAGACUAGACGACAAUUGACUUUCGACUUUCCGAUUGGAGCAUGGCGUUUUUUUGAGGCGUGUGGGGAGUGAUGCUGCGGUUUGUCGUCUGUUUGAUACAGAGCGCAUAAUGCAGCCGCAGCAUUGGGGGUUAAUUGGUUAUGACGGCGCAACAAGGCGAACUGCGUGGGACGAGAUAUGACCAAAAUAAUACCUACUUGGCUCAUCAAUUGAUCCUCUAAUUCGACGAUAAAUGAGACAUGGAUAGAUGAUUGGAGCACAAAAUUUAUUAUUUUCAUCAAAUAUCUCUUUUCCGUGAUGUAUCCGUGUCUUUCGUUCUAAUAAUCCCUUCGAUUGUCUGUACCUAACUAAGCUUUAAGGCCUCGAUACCGGACACGUCCUAAGACAUCGUGGGAGUGGGGUGCUUGACGUUACUAAGCGUUGAGCACUCCUCAUCUCUUCCCAAUAGCUUGGUGUAAUGAUAUUCUUAGGCCUUCCAUCCCAUGGUGGCCAAGCCGUAAUAUCAACCGGCUACCUACCGA
Hypoxylon trugodes is the source of this 1350-nucleotide messenger RNA. RefSeq lists its product as uncharacterized. The transcript is spliced from 2 exons. The record is from RefSeq and is a predicted model, not a curated record. Bases 451 to 837 code for a protein of 128 amino acids. NCBI's taxonomy places the organism in Eukaryota, Fungi, Ascomycota, Sordariomycetes, Xylariales, Hypoxylaceae.